CUCUAGACUUAAUAAAUCAAAUAAAUAAAUCAGUCUCAGUUUGAAUCAAAAUUAACUAACACUCAAAAUUUAAAAAAAAUAUGUUCUUUCGCUCCUUAAAAACUUCAAGGCUCAACUGGUGUAUGAUAAUCAAACGUCUCAAAUCAAACAAAUUCCAAAUAGAUCCCAAGGUUUUGGAACAACUAGAUGAAGGCUACGCAAAACUCAAGUCAUCGAAUUCAAAGUCAUUACUUAAAAAACAUUUAACUCCGGAAAUUUUUAAAGCUUUGCGAACAAAAACAACCAAAAGUUCAACCCUCUUGGACUGCAUUCAAUCUGGUCUGGUAAACCAUGACUCUCUGUGUGGUGUUUAUGCUCCAGAUGCUGAAGCCUAUAAAGUAUUUUCUGCCCUAUUCGAUCCAAUAAUCGAGGAAUACCAUUGUGGAUUUAAGAAAACAGAUAAGCAUCCUUGUUCGAAUUUCGGAAAUCCAUGUGUUUUCGGUGAUCUUGAUCCGUUUAAGAAUUACAUUGCCUCAACUCGUAUACGAUGCGCACGAUCUAUCAAAGGUUAUCCAUUCCUUCCGCGUAUGUCAAAACAAGAUUACGAUGAUGUCGAGGAUAUAAUCCAUUGCACUCUAUCUGGCAUGGAUAUGGAGUAUAAGGGUGUAGUACAUUAUUUGUAUGGCAUGAAAAAAUCCAUUCGAAGUAAACUUACCAAGGAUCAUCUGUUGUAUAAGCCUGAUGAUCGUUUCUUGAAAGCAGCCAAUGGUUGUCGCUUUUAUCCAACCGGUCGUAGUCUCUAUCAUAAUUUUGAUAAAACAUUUCUAGUAUGGCCCAAUGAGAAGGAUCAUCUUCGUAUGAUAUCGAUGCAAAGGGGUGGGAAUUUAACAGAAGUGUUCAGUCGAUUGGUAAGAGCCCUCAAUGCUAUGGAGGGUAAAAUUCCUUUUGAACACGACUAUCAUUUGGGUUAUUUGACCUUUUGUCCAACUGAUCUGGGUUCAACAAUUCGUGCCUCAGUACAUAUACGAUUACCAAAAUUGUCCUCUAAUAAGAAGAAACUUGAAGAAAUCGUCAAAAAGUACAAGUUACAGAUACGAGGAACUAAUGGAGAGCAUACCGAUGUAGAAGAUGGUAUUUAUGAUAUAUCAAAUAAACGACGACUUGGCCUAACUGAAUAUCAAAUUGUGAGAGGAUUCGGUAAAGCAAUCUCAGAGAUCAUAAGGCAAGAGAAAGCUGCAAAGGGGAACACGAUCAGCGAACGUAAAACUAGCGACAAAAAAGUUCAAAUAAAAAAGGGGAACAAACAAAAAUCAUAAAAUUUAAGCUUACAAAUAAAAUAAAAUAAAAAAAGAGCAAAUGAGACAAAGUUUAAUUCUCACAUUUUA
This is a messenger RNA of Eupeodes corollae, 1364 nucleotides long. Its product is annotated as arginine kinase 1-like. The coding region runs from base 81 to 1295 and encodes 404 amino acids. Gene Ontology annotation, molecular function: creatine kinase activity. The transcript has 2 exons. NCBI's taxonomy places the organism in Eukaryota, Metazoa, Arthropoda, Insecta, Diptera, Syrphidae. The record is from RefSeq and is a predicted model, not a curated record. Gene Ontology annotation, biological process: phosphocreatine biosynthetic process.